AUGGCGACCGUGGAUGAAAAGAAAGACGCCGUUCCAAACGAGGUCGCGACUAGCCCUCCAUCCGACAAUACAGAUCACCCAGAAGCGGGUGUUUCUGAACUUAUCAAUGCAUCUGGUCAUGUACAGGAACUUGAACGAAACUUCAGCCUUCUCGCCGCUGCUGGUGUGGGACUCGUCGUUGGCACUGUCUGGCCCGCUGUCGGAGGGUCAAUCCUGGUCGCUAUCUUCAAUGGCGGGCCUCCCGGAGUCAUCUACGAGUUCAUCGCAGUUUCGGUCUUCUAUUGGAUAGUAGCGGCAUCUUUGGCAGAGUUGGCUUCAGCUAUACCUUCCAGUGCCGGGGUUUAUCAUUGGGCUUCAGUCACUCCAGGCAAGACAUGGGGUCGCGUGGUUGGGUUCUAUGCUGGAUUCUGGAACUGGCUGGCCUGGGUGUUUGGUGCAGCCUCAAUGAGUUCUAUCCUUGCGAACACAUUUGUGCAGAUGUAUGCUCUGGAACAUCCCGACUUCAUUGCGAAACGAUGGCAUGUCUUUGUGACAUACCUCAUUGUAACGUGGAUUGCAUGCUCCUGCGUGUGUCUAUUUAACAAGGCGAUGCCGUAUUUGAACACCGUCGGCAUCGUCCUUCUCUUAUGCGGUUUCCUAGUCACGAUUAUUGUCGUCGCUGCAAUACCGGGAUCGGGCAACCACCCACCACACGCCUCGUCUAGCUUCGUCUGGAGCGAGUGGACUGCAGAUAUAGGAUAUCCCAAUGGAUUUGUCUUUGUCGCUGGAAUGUUGAAUGGCGCAUACUCUGUCGGCACUCCGGAUGCUGUGAGUCAUAUCGCCGAGGAGGUCCCAUAUCCUAGCAAGAACAUCCCAAUCGCCAUCGGUUUACAAAUGAGCAUUGGAUUCGUCACUGGAAUCUGCUACAUUAUCGCGAUCAUGUACGCAAUAAGCGACUACGAUGCUCUGUUCAAUGCACAAUUCCCACUUGCCGAGAUUUAUCGACAGGCCACUGGUUCGGCUGGCGGUGCCAUUGGGCUGUUGUGUCCCUUCCUCUUCUGCAUCGCAACCUGCUUGGUGGGAGUAUACAUCACGGCCGGUAGAACACUAUGGACGCUCGGCCGAGACAAUGCCACUCCCUUCCCUCAAUACAUUGGAAAGGUAUCCAAGAGGUUAGAAAUGCCUCUGAACGCAACUCUUGUGUGUGGUUGUCUGGUUACCGUGCUGGGCUGCAUCUACGUCGGGAGUGCUACGGCCUUCAAUGCAUUCGUGGGGAGUUUCGUUCUGAUGUCGUCGGGAAGUUACAUCGCAGCAAUCCUGCCUCACCUCCUGACUGGCCGCAAGAACAUCAAAUUCGGCCCGUUCCACCUGGGAAAAUUCGGCGUCGCGAUGAAUACGAUUGCGUGCGGGUACAUGAUCGUGUGGUUCGUGAUCUACUGCUUCCCCUUUGCUCUGCCCACGGAUGCGGAAACCAUGAACUAUGCCUGUUUGAUCUGGGGAGGUCUGACGACUUUUGUCACGGCGUGGUGGUUGCUUGGUGCCAGAAAAGACUAUGUUGGACCCAAGCCCGCUGGAGGUGUCGAACACGAAGUUGAGCACAUGAGAAGACCUAGCAGCGUAGAGAAGCGAGCCUCAGUCUAG
Molecule: messenger RNA, 1620 nt
Organism: Fonsecaea nubica
Lineage: Eukaryota; Fungi; Ascomycota; Eurotiomycetes; Chaetothyriales; Herpotrichiellaceae
Exons: 9
Coding region: 1-1620 (539 amino acids)
Biological process (GO): transmembrane transport; amino acid transport
Cellular component (GO): membrane
Molecular function (GO): transmembrane transporter activity
Source: RefSeq, a predicted model, not a curated record